This is a messenger RNA of Racocetra persica, 416 nucleotides long. The record is from the annotation of a GenBank genome assembly. NCBI's taxonomy places the organism in Eukaryota, Fungi, Glomeromycota, Glomeromycetes, Diversisporales, Gigasporaceae.
UUUUCGAAGAUCCGCUCGUCAGUGUCCAAGGUCACGACAAUAUAAUCCGUCAGUUCCUUCUUCUGGCCACGAUGUUUUUAAACAUAACACCAGAAAUUCAUACUAUCACUGAUACAGUAGUAGCAGGAAAUCACCAUAUCGUUUGUAUUGAUGCAUUCAUCAAAUAUAGGUUACCUUUAAAACUACUACUGAUUCGUCACGAAAUAGAAUUACGUACAAUUACACGAUUUGAAUUUAAUGAGCAACAAAAAAUUGUUAAGCAUGAGGAUAUUUGGAGUUUAAAAGAUUUAUUGGAAAAUUUGCCAAUUAUUGGAUGUAUUUAUUCUGGAAUUUGGAGAAGGUGCACUGGACUCGUUACAAAUCAAUUAGUGAUUUUAGCACAAGAAACUAUUAAGAUUUGGAAGUAUGAACCGUAA